AUGGCCCUGUUAACACCCACCACCCCAUCGAUGGGUGGAACGAUGGAGCUGUGCGGUGCCGGACAAAAGUCGUUCGAUGUGAAGCAAAACUAUCCCGCCUUUAGUGGUAGUGACGAAACGAUGGACAUUUGCUACGGUACGGCGGGUUUCGGCACGUCGAACGGCGCAGGAGGAAAGAUCGAUCAAACGAUGGAAAGUGCCACCGUUCAGCAACGUGACUGCUUCACGUCGAAUGUGUACGGGUUUUCCGGUGGCCCGUUUGGGCAGCAAGAUGGCUACAAGCAGUUGGCUAACCGUGCCAAGGGUGAUGGUGAUCUGUUCUUCAAGUUCGACCCGGAGUACAUCGCCAAGCUGCAGUCCUCGUCGAGCUUCCUGAUGUCACCGGCCUCGACGGUGGUGACCACUCCGCAUACCUGCAACAGUGUGCUCAGUUCGGCCAGCUUCUGCACCACAUCGACGGACUAUUACAACUACAACGAGGCGAACUGCCAGUCGAAGAAUCAGUCCCCAUGCUCGUCGCCGUUCGCCGGGGAUCCUUGGAUCGAUAAUACCUACGCGUUGAACAUGAUGAACCUGGAUGGAGGGGAUUGUUCACCGAAGCACAACAACGGCGAGCUGGAGUCUGCGGUCUGUGGUCCGGGCACACCGCUACCGUCGAUCGGAAGUGCCUUCGGUGGAACGAUUGGGGCGCAGUUCGAGAACCAGUGUCCGGUGGUUAAGGAAUCGAUCGCACCUGAGGUUGACGCUUCGAUCAACGGAAUGAUGGAUUACUUCGACAGUUCCUUCCUGGAGCAGUACAACGGUGGCGGCGCUAACGGCGCUGGCGGAACCACCGGUUCGUUCACCAUUCCCUCGCAUGGCCAGGACGCGUACAGCUACUCGGCGGAGAACUACAACGAUGCGAAUCAACUCAGCGAAAAGCCUAACCGCGAGUUUAAAGACAUCUGGAGGGAGGAAAGCCCACCGAUGGGUAGCGAGUACGGGCCGGAAGCGCUUCUCGUCGCCAAACGGGAACCGCAGGAUGAGGCCGGGCUCGAUCCGGAGCUGGAAGACGCGAACGGGCCGCUCGUCUGCCUCUGGAGCGACUGCAACAUGGAGCUGCCCGAUCAGCAGCAGCUCGUAAAGCACAUCGAGAAGCAGCACGUGGAACCGAAGAAGGGCGACGAGUUCGCAUGCUCCUGGUUGAACUGUCCCCGGCAGAUUCGCCCGUUCAAUGCCCGCUACAAGCUGCUGAUCCACAUGCGAGUGCACAGUGGCGAGAAGCCGAACAAAUGUCCGUUCCCGAACUGCGAGAAGGCUUUCUCUCGGCUGGAAAAUCUGAAAAUCCAUCAACGUUCGCAUACCGGCGAGCGUCCGUACAACUGCCAGUAUGCCGGCUGUAUCAAGGCGUUCAGCAACAGCUCGGACCGGGCGAAGCACCAGCGAACGCAUUACGAUACGAAACCCUACGGUUGCCAGCUGCCCGGAUGCACCAAGCGCUACACCGAUCCGUCUAGCUUGCGCAAGCACGUGAAAAACCAUUCCGUCAAUCUGACGGAAGCGCCCGUACGGCGGAGGUUGCACCGAACAGAGUCGCAGUCGACCGGAAAGCAUGCGACCUCGACGGCACGGCGUUUUUCCGAGCCGACCUCGAUCAAGCAGGCCUACGAGCAGCAAGCCAUGACAGUCUGCCAGGACGCGAUCAAGCUAGAGUUGGACGAUGCGUUCGAGAAGCCAUCCAAUUUGGCCCACCUCAGUCGAUCGGCGGUACCCUCGGAUACUACUUAUCAGUACGAACAACGCAUGGGCGCGUUCGAGGAGGCACUGAACGAGAUGCCCAACUGCCUGAUGAAGUACCUAUCACCGACCGGUACGAUCGCGUCCGAAGCUAUGGCCUCCCAGCUCAAUGGCAACCGGUACUUGAUGGAAAACUAUGGGCUGUCGUUCGAAAAGGAAAGCAACUAUGGCCCGGUGGAUACUGGUACCGGUGGGAGGCCGGUGAACCAAGAUGGCACUAUGACGAUGAUGAUGAUGAUGGGCGAGUCGGAUGGAUCGGGUGGGGAGAAGUAUCUGACAACCUUUAACGAGUUCGAUUUCUUCGACGGUGGAGCUGUUGCUUGA
This is a messenger RNA of Anopheles coustani, 2100 nucleotides long. RefSeq lists its product as uncharacterized. Gene Ontology annotation, biological process: regulation of transcription by RNA polymerase II. The coding region runs from base 1 to 2100 and encodes 699 amino acids. The transcript is spliced from 3 exons. The record is from RefSeq and is a predicted model, not a curated record. Gene Ontology annotation, molecular function: DNA-binding transcription factor activity, RNA polymerase II-specific; RNA polymerase II cis-regulatory region sequence-specific DNA binding. Lineage: Eukaryota; Metazoa; Arthropoda; Insecta; Diptera; Culicidae. Gene Ontology annotation, cellular component: nucleus.